AUGAGGGAGUCCUCACCAUCUGCAAACUACAUAUCGCGCCCAGACCCACUCUCACCUAGACACUCACCUAGACACUCUGUUCGCCCGCAGCCAUCCUAUACAUCAGUCUUUCAGAAUUUUGGGAACGGGCCGUCACGACAGGAUAUACUGCAGGGCCCGCUGAUAGAAGGUUUCCCACAUCACAACGCCACACCAAGGGACAUAGGAACAGGAAGAUUCAGGGCGAGGAACACCCUGACGAAAAACACCGCCGCGGUCGAACGAAGGGACUCAUCUCGCCAGCAGCAGCAACAGAGACCUGUCGCAGGCUUUCAAAGGCAGCGCACAGGAGGAUUGUUCAUCGAGGCACCGUCCCCGUCGCCACCUUCACACCAGGACCGCAACUCGCACUCAGAGGGGCUAGACUCGCUCGUCCAGUCCCGGCCGCCAGCAACCGACCCGGCAGACCUGCCGCCUCUUAGCGCCGGGGUGCCGUCACGGGGGCUUUUCAGCAAGACCAGAGGCCAUUACGUCGUCGCCGAGAAAGAGGUCGAGGCCAAAGAGCCUGCUCGAGGAAAAGGGAGAAGGAGGGAUUCAUCUGCUGGGAAGCAGAGUGAGGAUCAGAACCGUAUUCUGCCAGUCGUCGCCAUGUCGGACAAAGGGGACCGGGUUUAUGAGCAUGCAGAGAAGACUCGGGGGGCCACGAGGGGCCAGAAGAUAAAGAGGCAUUGUGCGAGGUGGUGGUGGGUGCAUGCGUUGAUUUUUGCAGCGAUUACGGUGCUGGUGGUGUGCUUGAUAAUCUUCGUCGCCGUUCCCAGGAUAGCCCAACAGCGUGUCAAUGGCGCGACCCUCACCAUUCAGGGCAUCAUCCUGUCGCAGGCGCAGUCCGAGAACUUCACCAUGGCCAUCAACAGCACAUUGCGUGCCGACGACAGCAUCCACGCCGUCAUCGACCCGUUCGAGGGCGUCAUGUACCUCGAGGACUGGGAGCCGCAGACUCCCUUCGCGCGGCUGCAGUUCCCGCAGACGACGUCCGCGACCGAGUCGGCCGUCAACCUGACGCAGUUCAUCGACAUCCUCGACAUGAACGCCUUCACCGUCUUCAACACGUGGGUGUUGGUCAACGAGUCGCUGCGCGUCAGCGUCGAGGGCGACACCCACCUCAAGGUCAGCGGCAUCUCGCGCAAGUACCCUGUGCACUUCAAGAAGGUCGUCACGCUCAAAGGGCUCAACAACUUCAACGGCACCACCGUGCCCGAGUCCAGGGUGCAGCUCACCCCGGACUCGAACGGUGACAACUUUUUCGGAACCGUUGCCAUCCCGAACGUCUCGCUCCUGACCUUUGAUAUCGGUAACACGACCUUCAUCAACUACCUGCAAGGCCAGGACAUCGGACGCGUCUUCGUGGACAACAUGGUGGUGCGGCCCGGCAUCAACAACUUCAGCAUGCACGCCAACAUCUCGCAGACGCCCAUCCUGCAGGUGAUCCAGGAGCGGCCCUUCUGCGAGGACGGCGUGCUCCCCAUGCAGCUGCGCGGCGCCAACGUCGUCAAUAACGGCCAGUUCCUCAGCUACUACAACGAUUCGCUCGCCUCCACCAACCAGAGCGUCAGCAUCGACGUCGGCGCUGAUCUCACCGCCUUGGGCCUCACUAUCAAUUGCUCCAACAACCGUCGGUCGCUGCCGUUGUACUCGUGA
This is a messenger RNA of Diaporthe amygdali, 1677 nucleotides long. RefSeq lists its product as uncharacterized. NCBI's taxonomy places the organism in Eukaryota, Fungi, Ascomycota, Sordariomycetes, Diaporthales, Diaporthaceae. Gene Ontology annotation, cellular component: fungal-type vacuole membrane. The record is from RefSeq and is a predicted model, not a curated record. Bases 1 to 1677 code for a protein of 558 amino acids. The transcript is spliced from 3 exons.